Messenger RNA from Choloepus didactylus (southern two-toed sloth), 4316 nucleotides. RefSeq names its product RAP2A, member of RAS oncogene family (gene RAP2A). Gene Ontology annotation, cellular component: plasma membrane. The record is from RefSeq and is a predicted model, not a curated record. Gene Ontology annotation, molecular function: GTPase activity; GTP binding; GDP binding. Bases 118 to 738 code for a protein of 206 amino acids. Lineage: Eukaryota; Metazoa; Chordata; Mammalia; Pilosa; Megalonychidae. Gene Ontology annotation, biological process: Rap protein signal transduction; negative regulation of cell migration. The transcript has 3 exons.
GGCGGCACUGCGGGUCCGCGGCUCGGGCAGCUCGGUCGGCUCGGGCAGUUCCGGCUCUCUGCUCGUCCUCUGUUCCUCCCGGCGCCGGCGGGGUCGCAUUGCCGCCCGGCUUGGCUCAUGCUGAGGGCCGCUCCUCGCUCAGCUGCCGGCGGCGGUGGCAGCACCAGCAGCAGCAGCGGAGAGACGAUGCGCGAGUACAAAGUGGUGGUGCUGGGCUCGGGCGGGGUAGGCAAAUCCGCCCUGACCGUGCAGUUCGUGACCGGCACCUUCAUCGAGAAAUACGACCCCACCAUCGAGGACUUCUACCGCAAGGAGAUCGAGGUGGACUCGUCGCCGUCGGUGCUGGAGAUCCUGGACACUGCAGGCACCGAGCAGUUCGCGUCCAUGCGGGACCUGUACAUUAAGAACGGCCAGGGCUUCAUCCUCGUCUACAGCCUCGUCAAUCAGCAGAGCUUCCAGGACAUCAAGCCCAUGCGGGACCAGAUCAUCCGAGUGAAGCGGUAUGAGAAGGUGCCAGUCAUCUUGGUUGGAAACAAAGUGGACCUGGAAAGUGAACGGGAAGUUUCAUCCAACGAAGGCAGAGCCCUUGCUGAAGAGUGGGGCUGCCCCUUUAUGGAGACUUCUGCUAAGAGUAAAACGAUGGUGGACGAACUCUUUGCGGAAAUUGUGAGGCAAAUGAACUAUGCUGCGCAGCCGGACAAAGAUGAUCCGUGCUGUUCUGCAUGUAACAUACAAUAGCAUUCGCAUAUGGCUAUCCUGGACAGGACUUGCCCGAUAUGGUAGGCGAUCCAAACCUCGUCUACUCUACUGCGGAGUUUGCAGGAUGUGUGGUGUGAAUCUAUAGUGAUAUAGCACCCCUUAUUCAGAAUUGAGCAGUGAUUGUCAAUUGAUAUCUCUGAGUAAUAUUUGGGUUCUGUAACUACAGCUUUCACCAUUGUCCUCAGUCUCCUUUAUACACCUGCAACUUUAAGGCAUAGCCAAUUGAUCUUACAGGGUGAUCUCAUUUGAAAGCUAUGAUGGCAUUGUUGCCGUCAGAAGCAACUAUUGCUUAGGUUAAAAAUAAUCUUGAGGGAGAAACCAGAAGAACUACUAUGAUCAUUUACAACUAAAAUAUUUUGUCUUCUUUAAAAGAAAUAAGUAAAGGAGUAAUAUUUUCCUACAUGAGUACGGAGUUUCAGGAAUUGGGAUACUGCUUCUAACCCUUUGUAUUCUGACAAGUAAGAUAAUAACAGCUGACCUGCCAACAGGAUUCCUGGGAGAGAUUUUUGCUCAGCUGACUUACGUCUGUUUUUCAAAACUGAUGCUUAAUUGUAGAUGUUAUCCUAAUUUGUGACACAGAACUAACUCAUGCAUCAAUCCUUGAUAGAGAAAAAACCAAAACAGGUUAUGUAAAAAUACAAUCUUACUUUAGAGUGUGUUAAAUCACCUGCUUUGCCACAGAAAACGGAGGCUCUCACAAGGGUUUGAUCAUAAUUAAAACCGCAGACCCACCCUCUGUUAGCCAAGCAGGGAAGGUCUUUAUUACUUUACUGAACAAGAAGGAAGCAACUGUGAUUAAAAGAAAUUGCCUAGCCUUACUAACAAGAAGCAUUCUGGUAGAUAAACUAGUACUAUCAUGUAAGGAAAAUGAAGCCAUGUUGCAUCCAGAUGUUCCUGUUUGCAGAAACUUCACAGGACAGUAAAAUACCUUGCAUUUUUACAUUUGUCAAAGCAGCAAAUUCCUUCUUGCCUUUAAGGGCUACGGUUGUGGUGUGAUCCCUGGCUAGCCUGCUUUUGAAAUCAAGUUUACUAUAGCAGAGCUGCAUUUCAGGCAUUUUAAAAAUUGAAUAACCAUGUGAAAUAAUUUGGGUUUAAAAGUAGAACAUAAAUUAUAGAGUGGAAGGUGAAGGACAAAAGGCCUUUUAUCUUUAAUUUUCCUGGAGAGUUAUAUAAAGGUUUUCUUAUAACAAUUUUGCCCUGAUUACUGAAGUAGCACAUAAAGCUAGAGUGAACACUUUGUUUUGAAAAGGUGCUCAAGCUCUGACAUUUUUGGUUUUCAUGGCCGUGAAGUAUUUAUCAUUUGCAUGACUAAUGGCACAGGAAAUACCUAUUCAUAAGUUUUACAAUCAAGUAUAAAAGGAUUUUCAACUAACUUCAGAGUCAUAAAUGAUGAAGAAAUUUCUUGAGCUGGACCUCUAGAGAUAAAUUUGGCCUUCAGAACUGCAAUAUCACUGAGCCUGUGAUCUCCAUACCACCCCACAUAUUAUUGGUUUCAGUCUUGUGCAGGUGACCUCUGGUCUUACGUAUGUAACUGAGAGAAGAGUAUAUGUUUGGGUGUGCAUGUGUUUUAUUGUUUCUAAGAAUGACACAAGUCAGAAAUAAUUGCCUCUAGUGAAAAUCUGUACUGCAGAAAAUAGUGCAUCAAAAACAUUUGGGGAUUUUUCCUUUUAAACUGUUUAAAUGUUUUUCAUACAUCAUUGAAAUCAUUUCUAGCCACCUAGGUGUUUAGUAAUUGGCAUUAAGCUUAGAGAAUAGAAAAAAAGGUUGGUAGCUAGUACUUUUGUGGAUGAGAAAACUGAAGAGAUACGUAGGUAACACCAGGCUGUGGUUGUCAAAAAUCUUUGAAUUGUGAAUAUUUAUAUUCUUCAAUAUAAUUUCUACAGUUCUCAAUUAUGAAGCACCUUGUUUGUAGAGCAAAAAGUUUUAACCAAAUUUAUUGAAACUAAGUUCACUUAUAUGUAAAAACUGAUUUGACUCAAACAUGUGAAGAAAUCAAAGAUCCAAGAAGUAUGAUUUAUCUACUGAAGUAGAGAUAUUUGUUAGUGAAUCAGUUGAAUUUUGAAGCCUCUAACUUCUCAGAAUGAUUCUAUUUUUUAAAAUUCCACAUUUAAUAGCAAUAUGUGACAACUAAGAUUGCAUAUUAGAAACAUCUAUAAAGAUUCCACAGCUUUAUGUUAUGAUUGCUAUGCAGACAUUAAAAAGAAGUAAAAUAAUAUGAAAGGUAUGGCAAAAUGUAAGGCAGAAAUGAGUACCUAAAAUUUUAGUUUUAGAUAAAAAAAAGUUUGUAUCAGAAUACGAUGGGCUUUUAAUGUAAAGAUGUUAAUGAUAACUCAUUUGGCUACCUGAUCAGUGUUUCCACACAGCCCUACAUAUUUAGUGACAAGGCAUCACAAGACAUCCAAAAAGCAUAAAUCCUUUUGUGCUCUUAUUAUCGGUAUUUUCACCUGGUAUGAAUAUAAUCCAGCUUCAAUGAAAGCAAUGUGUUUAUGGAGAUGUUAUAAAAAGAUUAAGAACAGGAAGAUUAAAUUUGUUGGCACAUGAAAUAAUAGUGGCUCCUGAGGAAAGUUGGUGACCUUGGGUCACUAUUUAUUUUAUGCCCUGAUCAGACUAGCAACUAUAGAAGUGAAAGUUUUUCUAACAUGCCUUAAAAUUAUUAUGGUUUGAUCCAAAGACCCACUUUUUCUUUAGCUGUUGUGAUAGGGUUUUGUUUUACUUUUAUACAAAGGCAACAUUUUAAAAGUUGUUUUUUUUUUUCCUUUUAAUGUGCAACUUUUGAUUCUUUUAAGCUGUGAUAGUGAUGGUAACUGAUGCCUUUCAUUUUGGUCAAUUUACGUAAAACAAGCCAGCAUCUGAUCAAAAGUAUUACAUUAAAUCUUUCUUAAUUGUUGAAGGGUGCUUUGAAGACUUUCUCCUUUGAUUUGUAGAAUUAGAAAUGAAUUUUUGAUUCCAGUUGUUACAGUUGCCAUCACUUUUCUGUGAUAAAACUACUGAUAUUUGCUUUUCUAUAUAAAGAAAUGUUGCCUAAGGAUGUCCGCUAUAUGUUCUCAAGGGUUUCCGAGUAUGAAUGUUGUCCAUGCAUGUAUGAAUAUGAAAGUGUUUAUUAAAUUGUUGUUGGUGGUAGGUUUUUGUUGUUGAGCUUUUUUGUUCUUUCCUGUGGUCCUGUGUUAGCACUGAGUAAGCUUUAAUUGUGUCUUCUUAGCCAAUCAGAUGUUUCAAAUGUUAAAGACUAUGGGAGUAUUUUUUUUUUUUUAUAACAAGUCAUUGUGCAUCUAUUAAAUCUUGAUCAGGGUUUCAAGAAUGACUGCAGUGGGUUUUGGAAACAGACUUAUCAUUAUUGAUUUGGGGUUUCCCAGAGAUAAAUAUAGUUCACAGUUAAUUGUUGAGCUCUAAUACAACUGACCAUUUAAAAUUGAACAACAGUUUAUUGUUUUGUCACAAUGUCAGUUGUUAAACAUUGACAUUUCAAUAAAAACAUGAAUUGUAGUUAUAACUCAAUGCAAAUUCAACAGUUGUAUUUGGAGUUAAAUUAUUUUAACAAAUAAAUUUAUUUAAUGAAA